AUGAGCUCGCCGUCAUCCUUCUUAUCACCCCUCUCCAUCUUGGCAUUUAUCGUCCUCUCCACUACAGAGCGAGGGGCAGAGAGUCUGAACCUGGAAGGUCCUCUGCUGAAGGACCUCAUGAAAGGCUACAACAAGAACAUCCGUCCAGUGGAGAGGGGCGGGAACGUCACGCAGGUCAAGCUCAAACUGACCCUGACCAACCUCAUCUCUCUGAGUGAAAAGGAGGAGGCCCUUACGACCAGCGUGUGGGUUGAAAUGCAAUGGUGUGACCAUCGCCUGAGGUGGGACCAUAUGCCAGUGUACGAGAACGUUACCUGCAUGCGUGUUCCUUCAAAAAGCAUCUGGCUGCCUGACAUCAUAUUGGAAAACAAUAUGGACGGAAAAUUUGAAAUCACUCUGUACACCAACGCGCUUGUCCAGCCCAAUGGAUGUGUCUACUGGCUGCCCCCCGCUAUUUAUCGCAGCGUCUGCUCCAUCAAGGUCAACUACUUCCCCUUCGACUGGCAAAACUGUUCAAUGGUAUUUAGAUCCCAGACGUACAGUGCCAACGAGAUCGACCUCGUCCUCACAGAGGAGGAGGGAGAGACGAUAGAGUGGAUCGUGAUCGACCCAGAGGCGUUCACAGAAAACGGCGAGUGGGCCAUCAAGCACAGACCUGCCAAAAAGAUAAUCAACGAUCGCUACAGCAAGGAUGAGCUAGAGUACCAGGAGGUGGUGUUCUUCCUCAUCAUCCAGAGGAAGCCUCUCUUCUACGUUAUCAACAUCAUUGUGCCCUGCGUGCUCAUCUCCUCCCUGGGGCUGCUUGUUUACUUUCUGCCUGCGAAAGCUGGAGGGCAGAAGUGCACCAUGUCCAUCGCCAUCCUCCUGGCCCAGACUGUCUUCCUCUUCCUUAUCGCAAAGAAAGUUCCAGAGACAUCGCAGGCCGUGCCGCUCAUUGGAAAGUACUUGAUGUUUGUCAUGUCUGUGACCACCGUCGUGGUGAUGAAUUGCGUUGUUGUACUGAACGUGUCUCUGCGAACUCCCAACACCCACCUCCUGACAGACAAAGUCCGGAAGGUGUUCCUGAACCUCCUUCCCCGGGCGCUCCACAUGCAGAUGCGACCCUGGAGCCCGGCGGAGGGGGGCGGAGACCCGCCCGCCAGGCGGCGCCGCAGCUCCCUGGGCCUCAUAGCCAAGGCGGACGAGUACUUCCUGAAGACGGCCCGCACCGAGCUCAUGUUCAGCAGGCUGAGGGAGAGGGACGGGCUGAUUAGCGCCGCGCUGCAGAAGAUCCAUAAUGGCCUGGAUGGGGACACGGCGCACGACAUAAGCAUCAGCCUGGCCCAGGCCUCGGUGGAGGUGCAACAGUGUGUCGCCUCCUGCAGGCACAUUGCUGAAAGCGCACGGCAGCAGAACGCCUUCCAGAGCGAAAACGAAGAGUGGUUCUUGGUGGCGCGUGUCAUCGACCGGGUCUGCUUCAUCGUCAUGGCGCUGGCGUUCAUUCUGGGCACGCUUGACAUCUUCCUCAUGGGUCACAUCAACCAAGCCCCCUCCAUGCCCUUUCCAGGAGACCCAAAAAAGUAUUUACCAGAGUAA
Molecule: messenger RNA, 1575 nt
Organism: Megalops cyprinoides (Indo-Pacific tarpon)
Lineage: Eukaryota; Metazoa; Chordata; Actinopteri; Elopiformes; Megalopidae
Gene: chrng
Product: cholinergic receptor, nicotinic, gamma
Exons: 12
Coding region: 1-1575 (524 amino acids)
Biological process (GO): regulation of membrane potential; nervous system process; chemical synaptic transmission
Cellular component (GO): neuron projection; synapse; postsynaptic membrane
Molecular function (GO): acetylcholine-gated monoatomic cation-selective channel activity; transmembrane signaling receptor activity
Source: RefSeq, a predicted model, not a curated record